AUGUCUUUGCCUGUGCGUGCUGAGAUGGGCUACUUUCGUUCCUCCGUGGAGAAGGGUGGAACCCAGCUCGGCUGCUGCGUGCAAAUGCUCCACAACUUCGGGCGGUGCUGGCAACAGCGUUCUGUGACUUCUUUGAACUUCCAUCUUCCGAACUUUUAUCUUUUUCUGUUGCUUGCGUUUCGGUGCGAGCAGCUUCUGAUCGGGCGGCGCUUCAUGGACCAGCUACGUGCGCCAAACAAGCGCGGAAGUGGUCGCGUCGCCUCUGUCAUGGCGGGGCCUCGUGGCAAGGACGGAGACACUGCGGGCGAGGAGGAGGAGGCACUUCAAGCAGGACACCCUCUGGAUGGAUCGAGCUGGAAUGCGGUUCAGGAAGAGGACGACUUUGAUCUUGAGGAAGAGUUUGAGGACUUCGAUGAUGAUGACGAGGAGCUUGAGGAAGUUGACGAGGAGGAAGAGGAAGGUGAAGAAGAUGCUUUCGACGAUGAUAACCUUGAGGAUGUGGAUGACAAUGGCGACCAGCUAGUCCUAAAUGAAGAUGAUGCCAACAGUCGCCUUUCCUGGAAGAAGGCUCGGAAUGAGAUGCUGAUGGCAGUCAACUCUUUGCCCGUAUCGGGCAGGAAAUACCAUCAUCGAAUCUUAGUGAGCAGGAUCAAGACCUUAAAGAAGGACUCGCCUGGAAGUGUGCACAUGGACCAGUUGCCAAACCUGAUGAAGCAACUUUGUGGUCGACCACCGCAGUUUGUGUCCAAGGAGGGGAAGAAGUCCAACUUUGCGGCCGUCUGCUUUCCGCCCGAGACCAUCAGGGAGCUUCGCCUGCCGUUGGGACCACCACCUGCCCAGCCUCCCGUCCUUGCUGGGGCCAGCACUUCUGUCAGCCUUGGUCAUGCGUUCAGUCUUGGGGCACUUCUGGUGGACUUCGAUGGUGAAGUCCUGGCUCGACCAAGCUCGCCGUACCAAAUCAGCUUCUUUCUCCCGGAGCGGAACACCCGAAACGACGAGGAGAAGCAAAAACAAGUCAAGGCAUUGCUCGAUGCUCGCAAUCCCUUGGGCUUUCCCUGCCAUAUGAACGCGGGUGACGACUUCUUCUGCACUGCUUCGAGUCUUCAGCUGCUGAACUCCAGGACCACCGUGCGCGCGACUGGAGUGACAAUUUUCCAUGCAGUUGAGGUUCUGUACGCCAUAGCCGCCCUCUGCCCUGACCGAACCUUAAUGUCGGUCCGCUUGGGCCCCGGGCCUUCAGGAGAGUCUUCUGGAGACCCUGAGCACAUCACUGCUGUCAAGGUGUGGGGCUGGGAACUGAGCCUGGUCGGGGACGACCGCGGCGAUGGUGCCGGUGUGCCCGCAGAGGCGGCUCUCAAGGCCAUGUCUGCCGUGCGGAAGAGCGUCAAGGAUGCCAUGAACGUUACGUCGGAGGAGGAGACGUUGGCUGGAAAUCAAGUCAAGCCGCGCAAGCUUCAAAGAGAAAGGUUUGAAGCCGAGAUGCCGGCGAAAGUCUUGGAAGACCUGCUGAGCCUUGUGACCGAGGCCUCUGAGCGCCUCGCGAGCAGCAUCGAUCCAAAGAUGCGUAUGUCUGAAGCGCACGCUCGGGGGGUGAAGCGACGAGACAAAGCCAAGAAGGCCACGUGGGCCGAGGUCCUUUUGGCUGGUGAGGAGACCGGAUUCGUUGACUUUUUACGGUCAUUGGAGCUGAGCACAGACCCUGAUGUGGUCAUGCAGCGAGAAAGGCGAAGGGUCAGGACUGGGCGCAAAUCACCAAAGUUCCGGUGUCCGGUGUGCCAAGAGGUGUUCGUGCGGGCAAAGGCGUGCCGCAAACAUUUGAAGCAAAGCGGCCACCUGUCUUGCGAACCUGGGCAAACUUGGAGGAGUGUGAUCGAGGAAAAGUGCCUGCUUCAGCCACCGUACCCGGUGCCCACUACACCAGACGUCUGA
Symbiodinium natans is the source of this 1929-nucleotide messenger RNA. Lineage: Eukaryota; Dinophyceae; Suessiales; Symbiodiniaceae. The record is from the annotation of a GenBank genome assembly.